Molecule: messenger RNA, 1097 nt
Organism: Hevea brasiliensis (rubber tree)
Lineage: Eukaryota; Viridiplantae; Streptophyta; Magnoliopsida; Malpighiales; Euphorbiaceae
Product: adenylate kinase 4
Exons: 6
Coding region: 155-895 (246 amino acids)
Biological process (GO): nucleobase-containing compound metabolic process
Cellular component (GO): cytoplasm; mitochondrion
Molecular function (GO): ATP binding; AMP kinase activity
Source: RefSeq, a predicted model, not a curated record
UAAGGGACGGGCACUGGUUGAAUUUGAAGCGUUGGAAGGUACGAACAACUAAAAGCAGUAAGGCACCACCAAACAUCCGCUCCUUUGCCCGCACAGGCCUACCGCUUGUUCCGAAAACGCUAUUCGUUUUGCUUGCAAGUAAAAUUUUAAGUUAAUGGCCAGCAGCUCAGCCGCAAGCUUGGAAGAUGUGCCCUCUGUGAAUCUCAUGACGGAGCUCCUCCGUCGCAUGAAGUGCUCCGCUAAGCCUGACAAGCGCCUCAUUCUAAUCGGUCCUCCUGGAUCAGGUAAAGGUACUCAAUCACCAAUCAUUAAGGACGAGUACUGCUUAUGCCACUUGGCUACUGGUGAUAUGUUGAGAGCUGCUGUUGCUGCUAAAACCCCUCUUGGUGUUAAGGCAAAGGAGGCUAUGGACAAGGGUGAACUAGUAUCUGAUGACUUGGUUGUUGGCAUUAUAGAUGAAGCUAUGAAAAAGCCUUCAUGUCAGAAAGGUUUCAUUCUUGAUGGAUUUCCUAGAACUGUGGUCCAAGCACAGAAGCUUGAUGAGAUGCUUGAAAAGCAGGGAGCUAAAAUUGAUAAGGUACUCAAUUUUGCAAUAGAUGAUGCAAUUUUGGAGGAAAGAAUUACUGGUCGCUGGAUCCACCCUUCAAGUGGUAGAACCUACCAUACAACAUUUGCACCUCCCAAGGUUCCUGGUGUAGAUGAUGUAAGCGGAGAGCCUUUGAUUCAACGUAAAGAUGAUACUGCAGCAGUUCUUAAGUCAAGGUUGGAAGCAUUUCACAAGCAAACUGAACCGGUCAUUGAUUAUUAUAAGAAUAAGGGUGUUGUUGCAGAGCUUCAUGCGGAGAAACCUCCAAAAGAGGUCACAGCUGAGGUUCAGAAAGUGCUUUCCUCAUAAAAUGGGGCCCUUUUUGACUCACAAAAGCAUUAUUUUUCUCGUGAUAUUAAUGGAUUUUUGUUCUUAUGUAUUUUAAACAUACUUUCACACAUGCUGAUCCUUUUGCUUCUGUUUUAUUUUGACUGCAAACACCGGCUAUCCGCCCUUAUUGAGGUAUUUAACUGAGUUCACGUUGAAUAAAGAUGCAGCAACUUUGGUUUUA